Molecule: messenger RNA, 1017 nt
Organism: Penicillium maclennaniae
Lineage: Eukaryota; Fungi; Ascomycota; Eurotiomycetes; Eurotiales; Aspergillaceae
Gene: med6
Product: mediator complex subunit MED6
Exons: 3
Coding region: 1-1017 (338 amino acids)
Biological process (GO): regulation of transcription by RNA polymerase II
Cellular component (GO): mediator complex; core mediator complex
Molecular function (GO): transcription coactivator activity
Source: RefSeq, a predicted model, not a curated record
AUGGCCAGCCAUGAAGCGAUGGAGGAAAUCCUCUGGCGGUCUCCCCCGCACGUCCAGAUGAUGGGGGGUUUCCUACAUUCCAACAACAUUUUGUUUUACUUCGCCGAAUCCCCUUUCUUUGACCCUACCUCGAACAAUGCCUCGCUAGCCAUUCAAGCCAACUACAAUGAAGCCUUCCGCCAUUUCGUUGAGACGCGCGAAGCUUUCGAAGCUCGCUUGAAGACUAUGCAAGGCCUGGAAUUUAUUGUCGCAUAUGAUCCUCUACAAGCCGCUGCGCAGUCUGACACUCGCUUUGCGCAUGAGCCGUCCAACGUCUGGGUGAUCCGGAAGCAGAACCGGCGGAAGCGCAAUGGCAUGGACGACGAGGUGUCAGUGAUCUCCACUUACUUCGUUGUUGGUGAUUGCAUCUACAUGGCUCCAUCAGUUGCCAGUGUCGUGGGAAACCGAAUUCUAUCAGCCGUUACAUCCCUAUCACGACUGAUGAAGACUGCGUCAACGCUGCCCUCCUUUACACCGUCUUACGGACACACAUACAUGCCACCGAUGGCCCGCGCCAUAGAGCCCGGCCCUCAAGCCUCGCAACAAAGCAAAGAAAACACCCCCAUGCCCGACGUCCCACCCUCCUCCACCGCCGACACCCAAGCAUCCGCCAAAGCAGGCCUCGGCAUAGUCACUACGAGCACGAACACCAGCUUUCAGGACACUCGAAGCCUGGGCGAGGCGUUCAAUUUAUUUACACAGUAUGGAGACGAAUUCAUGGACGAGAAUCCACUGGUCGGUGAGCCCGGCUCAUUCAUCAUGUCACGCGCUGGUGAAAACGACCGUGCAAUCGGUGCAUCUCAGGCCGCGCUCAGGACUGGACCAGGUGUCACGGCCAAUACACCUGGCCCGGCUGGACGUUCCUCUACGCCGCAGGUUAGGGUGGACACGCCUGGGAAAGCGUCGGACAGGGGCAAUUCGCCGCCGAGCUCGGGAGAGAAUAAGGGGCAGCGCAAGAAGAACCGGAUUGCGAGCUAA